Molecule: messenger RNA, 597 nt
Organism: Macrobrachium nipponense
Lineage: Eukaryota; Metazoa; Arthropoda; Malacostraca; Decapoda; Palaemonidae
Exons: 1
Coding region: 1-597 (198 amino acids)
Molecular function (GO): nucleic acid binding
Source: RefSeq, a predicted model, not a curated record
AUGCAUGUGCCGAAGCCCUCCUGUCCAGCUGGAUCAGCCGCUUCAGAGUGCCGGACGACGUACCUGGGACCCACCUUCACAUUAGAGCUUUGUUCCCUGGCAUGCCUGGUGGGUACCACGCACCACACCACCACGUCCUACAACCCCACAGCCAACGGCAUGGUGAAGAGGGUCCACCGCUCUCUCAAGGCUUCCCUGAUGGCACUUUGCAGAGGCCCUGACUGGAAGGCACAGCUCUCAUGGGUCCUCCUCAGCCUCUGCACCAUCCCAAGAGCCAACUGCAACCCAUCCCCGGCAGAAAAGGUGUACGGAGAAACCCUGACAGUGCCAGGCGAAUUCUUCCCCACCAACAGCAACAACCUUGACAUUCCCCUGGCAAGACUCCGAGGAGCCGCCCAGAAGUUUGUCACCUGCCAAGAAACAUAUACCGACAGGAAAAAGCAGUUCCAUUCGAGUGCCUUGGACUCCUGUAGGUUUGCCUUGAUCAGGAAUGACGCCGCCUGCCUGCCCUUGACGAGGCCCUACCAGGGCCCACACCGAGUCGUCCACCGGGAAGAGAAGGCAUUCCUCGUUUCACUUAGCGGCCACAAGGACUAG